Molecule: messenger RNA, 1149 nt
Organism: Neoarius graeffei (lesser salmon catfish)
Lineage: Eukaryota; Metazoa; Chordata; Actinopteri; Siluriformes; Ariidae
Gene: fbxo16
Product: F-box protein 16
Exons: 8
Coding region: 19-1149 (376 amino acids)
Molecular function (GO): protein binding
Source: RefSeq, a predicted model, not a curated record
UUUAUAUGUGACAGUGGAAUGCCAUUCGCUCUUAGAGAGACACUUGGUAGUAAGAUGCAGACCAAGCGGAGCUCCUGGACGCCACUAAACCACCAUCUGUCCAACAGCCAUGUCUUUGAAGAGAGGAAGAAUCUCAUAGGCAAGUGGUUUGAUAAGUGGUCCGAUAGCCAGAGGAAGCAGGUGUUACAGGACUUCUUUUCCCGUUGCUCCGUGGCCCAGAUGAAGUAUUUUAGACAGACUCUGUGCACUCAGGUGCCUGAGGAAGCGCUGGACUUUACCAGUGUUCUGCCCAGAGUCAUAUCGCUCUAUAUCUUCUCAUUCCUUGACCCAAGAAGCCUCUGUAGAUGUGCACAGGUUAGCUGGCAUUGGAAGAACCUAGUGGAGCUGGACCAACUCUGGAUGCCAAAAUGCCUGAGAUUGGGUUGGUGUAUAACGUUCACUCCAACACCAUUUGAGCAAGGUGUGUGGAAGAGGCACUAUGUAGAGACAGUGCAGGAGCUUCAUGUAAGCCGACCCAAGAUUCUCGACAAGGAGGAAUUCAUCGUUCCUGAGGUGAAAGCAAUCAGCAGUGAAACUGACGAGCCGACUCUGGAGAACGGAGAAUCGAGGCCCAGCGUGCUGAGUCAGCAUGGGCGGAGUUUACCCGGCUACGCCUCAGUGACUUCAGUGAAAGGACUUCCGCCGUGGAGAGACUCAGACAGACACCCCACUGACACAAUACGCUUUAACUACUUAGACAACCUCGACCCAAUCGAACAUGCAAGACAAGUACAAGCAAGAAGCAGAAGGACUAAUCCCAACACAACAAAAGAAAUCACACAGAAGAAAGCCCUGUCUGCCUCAGCAUACAAACGGUGCAAGGUCAAGUCGAUGAUAUUGUCAUCGCUGGAGCUUAGUGCAGACGGUAAGAGAAGGCAGAGCAGACCGCAGUGGGCAAUGCAGAACGUUGUGCCGUUCUCCAGUAAAGACCCGGAAAAGAGGGUCAGUUCAGUCCAGUGGAAUGCUGGGAUACGGCCAGGUCCGGUAAGGAAUCCAGUACCCAAACUGACUGAGAAGAGUCUCCGAGCUUCACUAAGGUCCCACAGGAGCACACCAACAGUGCUACUGGUUGAAGGACAAACUGACUUGGAGGGCACCAGCCUGAGGUGA